UCCUGUCCUUGAUGCCUCAUCAGGGUUCCUCUCUGACCUCUGACCUCUGUGUUGUUUCCUCCACUGCAGGACAGACGAUCAGAGCUGAACCUGGAGAAAACGCCAUCCUGCCAUGUGAAGCUCCUGAGAAAAAACCUGUCAUCAUUGUAGAGUGGAGAAGAUGUGAUCUGGAGGGAAAUGAUCAUGUUGCUCUGUAUCAAGAUGAUCAGUUUGAUGAUGAGGGUCAGAAUCCAGCUUAUAAGAACCGAGUGGAUCUACAGGACAGAGAGAUUAAGAAUGGAGACGUGUCUUUGGUUCUGAAGAAUGUGACGACUGAUGAUACUGGAACAUAUGAAUGUAGAGUGAAUCAGACAGAAGUUAGACGCAGGAAGAGAUCUCACCUGAAGAAUGAGCCCAUCAUCUGCAUCAUCAACCUGGUUGUUUCUGCUCCAGGAAACAAGGAAGGACAAAAGAAGGAUGGAGGGAAUGAGGAAGGACAACCAAAGGAUGGAGGGACCAACACUGGACUGACAGUUGGUCUCCCAGUUGGACUCCUUGUUCUGGCUCUAUUUGCUGUUUCAGGUUUUCUGCUCUGUAAAAAACUGAGACGUUCAUCACAGGAACAGAACCAGCCUCCUGCAGCAGAAGCAGAACUUCAGGCUAUGAAUGUUGAAAACCAUCAAGAACCUGAAAUGUGAACAUUUAGACAUUUUUACUGCAGAACAAACUUUCAUCACUGAAGUUCAGCUGAAGAUUCACUUCACCUGUUUUCAUCCGAUCUUUUUACAGCAGAGAAUGAACUGAAUGUCAGAAACAAUCCGUGAAAAGACCUGCAGCUUCUUUUUAAGGUUUUAUUGUAAAUGUCAAUCUUUUGAUGGCGUCUGUUCCUUCAUCAAAGUUACCACCAAAAGAAGGUCACACUAA
Molecule: messenger RNA, 903 nt
Organism: Poecilia latipinna (sailfin molly)
Lineage: Eukaryota; Metazoa; Chordata; Actinopteri; Cyprinodontiformes; Poeciliidae
Product: hepatitis A virus cellular receptor 2 homolog
Exons: 3
Coding region: 12-677 (221 amino acids)
Biological process (GO): cell surface receptor signaling pathway; positive regulation of T cell proliferation; T cell costimulation
Cellular component (GO): external side of plasma membrane
Source: RefSeq, a predicted model, not a curated record